AUGGCGACUCCGGACCCCCAAGAAAACGAGCAAGAGUUCGAAGGUGCUUCCUGGGAAGAAGAGGAGGAAGACGGGUAUGAGGGUGCCAAUGAGACUCAGCAUAGUGACCAAAAAGAUCAAGAACCCGACUCUGCACUUGCUCAACCUUCCCACGGUGAACCAGAAGAACCAGAAGACGAAGGCGACGAUGACGAGGAUGGCGAAGAUGAUGGCGAAGAUGGCGAAGAGGACGAUCAAGAGGACAUAGAGGAACAGGAUGAGAUGGAGGAGCUGGAGGAACAGCAGCAAGACGAUGACAACGAUGGCGAAGGUGAUGGCAGCGACGAUGGCGCCGAGUACGACCCCGAGUCCGUUUCGAUCACACCGAUCCCUCAGAUUACAGAACCUGCUUCCGCCCCUACUCCUACCACUGCCCCCGCGCCGGCCGCGCCGGCCAAGCCAAGGGCUGCAAAGCCCAAAGUGUCUGGAGGAUUCCUAGUGGGAGACUCGGACGAUGAGGACGAUGAUGCGCCCCGUUCCAACUCUGCACUAGGUCAGGUGGCCUCCAUUUCCCGCCCACAAUCCGCCCUGAAUGUGUCAACACCCAACCAGGGCCAAGUGGGCGCCUCGUCCACGCCGGUCAACGGUGGGCCUUAUGCUCCUCCUGCUUCAGUUGCUGCUGCUUCCGCGCCCGCGUUCGCCACAAGCGCUUCUCCUAGCGUAAGCGCACAUCAGACUACCACAAUAACUGCUGGCAGGGAUCCAGGUGACGUUAUCGGCCGACUUGAGGAUCGGAUCAAGGAAGACCCUCGAGGCGAUAUGGACGCAUGGCUUGCGCUCUUCGCGGAGCUCCGCCGCCUUAGCCAGGUCGAUGCUCUGCGCCAGGCCUACGACCGCUUUGUCACAACAUUCCCACAAGCUGCCGACAUAUGGGUUGAGUGGAUCAAGCUUGAACUCGACAGCAUGAAUACAACUGCCGCCGAAGCACUUUUCCAACGCAGCCUUCUCACCGUUUCAGAUGUUCAGCUGUGGACUACCUAUAUCAACUACAUCCGCCGCCGAAAUGACCUCAGCAACGAUCCUAACGGCCAGGCACGGCAGGUCAUCAGCCAAUCCUAUGAAUUCAUCAUCGAUAACGUGGGCAUGGACCGCGAAUCCGGCUCACUGUGGAAGGACUGGAUUCAGUUUAUCAAGAGCGGGCCUGGCGUUGUCGGUGGCCCUGGCUGGCAGGACCAGCAGAAGAUGGACCAGCUGCGCAAAGCUUACCAUCGUGCUAUUACUGUGCCCAUGUCAGCCCUAACGGAGCUCUGGAAGGAUUACGAUCAGUUUGAAUUGGGCCUGAACAAAGCUACGGGCCGGCAAUUCAUCCAGAAGAGGUCGCCUGGCUACAUGACGGCCAAGUCUGCUUCCCUUCAAAUGGAUCGCAAGAUUGGCAACCUCAACCGCACUUCCCUGCCUCGUCUUCCUCCAGCACCAGGUUUUGCUGGCGCUACCGAGUACAUGGAGCAAGUCAACAUCUGGAAGCAGUGGAUUCAGUGGGAAAAAGAAGACCCGCUCGUUCUUGCGGAUGACGAACCCGAGGUACUGAAGCAGCGCAUUCUCUACGUUUACAAGCAGGCCCUGAUGGCAUUGCGUUUCUGGCCCGAGAUGUGGGUGGACGCUGCCGAGUGGUGUUUUGAGAACAGCAUCUUCAAAGACGGGGUCGAUUUGGGCAUCAAGUUCCUCACAGACGGCAUUGCGGCAAACCCCGAGAGCGUUUUACUGGCUCUCAAACACGGCGACCGGAUUGAAAUGACACUUCCCGUUGCCGAUACUGAGGAAAGCAAGGAGGAGCGAGCAAAAGCAAUCCGCGAGCCCUAUGACCAAGUCUUGGAGACGCUCUAUCAUAUGAUGCAAAAGUUGAAGGAACGCGAAAAGAACGAGCUUGCCAAGAUCGAGAAGGCAGCGACGGAGCACGCUGGGCGUAACGACGGGGAUGAUAAUGACGACCAGGAUCAGACACUUGCCCUCGAGCAGCGAACCCAGGCUGUCAAACAGGGCUUCAGCCUUCAGACUGAACUGCUGAAGCGUACUAUUUCCUUUAUCUGGAUCGCUCUUUGUCGCGCGAUGCGUCGCACGCAGGGCAAGGGAUCACAGACCAAGGGCCUUAGGCAGGUCUUCACCGAAGCCCGUGGCAAGGGUCAGUUGACAAGCGAUGUCUAUGUGGCUGUCGCCUUGAUAGAGUCAGUGGUAUACAAGGAUCCUGCAGGUGGCAAGAUCUUUGACCGUGGCGCCAAGCUGUUUCCCGAGGAUGAAGGCUUUAUGCUAGAGUACAUCAAGUACUUGCACCUGAAGGACGACACAACGAACGCUCGCGUCGUGUUCGAAACGUGUGUCAACCGUCUAACGCAAAAGCCCGAGAAGAAGCACCGGGCCAAGAUGCUCUACAAAUACUUCCACAAGUAUGAGGCGCAGUUCGGCGAGCUGUCGUCUGUCGCGGCACUGGAACGGCGUAUGGCGGAGCUUUGGCCAGAAGAUCCCAAACUUUCUCACUUUACAGAGCGGUACUCCGUCGAUAGCUUCGACCCUAUUGCUUACCGACUGAUUAUCUCACCUGCCGUCCAGCUGCGGCCCAAUCUCAUCAUGCCCUCGAUUGAGCAGGCCACCUCUGUCCGUGACGCUACUCCGUUGCCAGCAGCUCCGCCUGUACCAGUGCCAGUGCCGGCGCCCGCUCCUACUACCGUUCGGCAGACAGCGAGCCCAGCGCCUCAGUACCUCGGGACGACAAAUUCUCCGAAAAGACCUUAUCCCGGCGAUGACCAGGAGGAAUACAACCGCCCGCGCAAGCUCGCUCGUGGACAGUCGCCUCUCAAGGGCGCAGCAGGUCGCCGUCUUGACCAGCAGCGACAGAACCAGGGCGCACCACUUGCUCGAGACAUCACAUUUUUCCUUGGUAUCCUACCCCCGACACACUCGUACAAUGCCCAGCUCUUCAGCACCAGUGGCCUCGUGAACCUUCUGCGAGACACCCCCGUGCCCGAUUACAGUACGUGGAAGGUCAACCAGGAUCAAGGCAUGCGGCAGAACGGGGCACAGUCUCGUGGAGGGCCUUCGGCUCAUGGCCGUCAGCCCUCUGGCGGAGACUACUCAUCUUACAACUCUUUUUCUGGGGCACGGGAUUCGCCAAACCCCCGCCCACUUAGUCCCUACGAAGGCGCUGCAGGCCGCCGCAUCGCCUCGCAAUCAGCCUACAGGAACUCACCUUUGAGACCAGAGCCUGGUGCCACAUUUGAAGGUAGUUCUGGGGCCUACCGCCAAGAUACGCAGCAGCAGUUUACGCAACCACCUCCAGGCCAGUGGCCGCCGCCGAGUGCACCACAGUUCGAAGGCGGUGCCCCUUCGAGCUGGCCGCCGCCACCGAAUGGCUACUCUGGAUAUACAGCCCCCCCUUCGCAGCAGUACGGACAAUAUCAGUAUUAG
Molecule: messenger RNA, 3438 nt
Organism: Verticillium nonalfalfae
Lineage: Eukaryota; Fungi; Ascomycota; Sordariomycetes; Glomerellales; Plectosphaerellaceae
Gene: CSTF3
Product: Cleavage stimulation factor subunit 3
Exons: 3
Coding region: 1-3438 (1145 amino acids)
Biological process (GO): mRNA 3'-end processing
Cellular component (GO): nucleus
Molecular function (GO): mRNA binding; protein binding
Source: RefSeq, a predicted model, not a curated record